AGAAUGAACAUUGAUAUAAAAGUUUAGAGCAGUGGCAUGUUCCAUUUAGUCCUCGUUCUCACUCACUCGCGCGCGCUCCAUACAUAUACAUGGCCAUGCUUUCGCUCGCUCUCACUCUCAACUGCUCCAGUAGUACCGCAUAUUCUGCUGCUACCAUCACCACUCUCCCUCACAGGAGUAGAUAUAGGCAUGGCACAUGUUCUUUUGCCAAGAAGUCGUUGAAGAAAUCCAAAAGAGAAGGACCAGAAGCAUUUGUAGAUCUCUCGGAUGACAAAUUUGUUCAAAAUGACAACUUUUUGGACACUUCUCUUAAUCCCCCUGAUCAGAAUGCUAACCCUAUUCCUUCCAGGACUGCUGUGCUUCAGGCGUGCAUAAUAACUUCCGGUCUCAUAGCUGCUUUCGGGACAGUGAUUCGCCAGGUGUCUCAUGUCGCGUCAAUAGAAGGAUUGCCAAUCUUGGACUGCUCUACAGAAGUAUCAUUUGGUUUUGAAAUGUGGCAUCUUGGGUUGAUGACAGGACUUGUAGUAUUAAUUUCAUCAAGCCGCUAUUUGCUAUUGAAGAUUUGGCCAGAAUUUGCUGAGUCCAGUGAAGCAGCCAAUAGACAGGUCCUUAGCUCACUCCAACCUUUGGACUAUAUUGUCGUUGCAUUUUUGCCAGGAAUUAGUGAGGAACUACUUUUCCGUGGUGCGAUUCUGCCACUUUUGGGAAUGGAUUGGAAGAGUAUUGGUGUAGCUGCUUUUAUCUUUGGUGUUUUGCACCUAGGCAAUGGUCGAAAGUAUUCCUUUGUCAUCUGGGCAACCUUUGUUGGUCUUGCUUAUGGAUAUGCCACAGUUUUAUCAUCUAGCAUUGCAGUUCCCAUGGCUUCUCAUGCAGUGAACAACCUUAUAGGAGGGCUUUUAUGGCGGUACACAUCAAAGCGGAAAUAAAUUGAGCUUGGUAGCACUGACCAACACAUGUCAAAUUCCAACACGGCAUCGGCAUAUGUGAUUAUAUUCAAUUAAUUUAUUUCCUAAAAUUGUUACUUGUGUCACUGUUAGCAUCGUGUCCAUAUCUAUAUCAGUUUUUCAUAGGAAAUGAGUCAUUAUCAUCUUCCAUCUCAAUAUAGAUAACUUUACCACAUCUAACAUUAUUCAACUAAUAGAAUUAUGAUGCAUAGAUUCAGGUCAUAUAGAGACCAAUCCAAGAGAUGUGUUGGCAAAUGCAGCAAUUAUUGGCAGCAAAUGCUUUCUCCAUUUUCUAAAGAAAACUUAUAUUCAAGUCUGUAAUUGUAUAUUCUUACUUUGUAGAUUUUUGUUGUAAUUAUGUGCAUGCAAACUAUUUGCCAUAAAUAGAUAACUAGAUCAUUGGCUAUGUUAAUGCUGUUAUUACGUGUUUGUAUCAAUGAGUUUCCCAUAUUUAGAAAA
Trifolium pratense (red clover) is the source of this 1403-nucleotide messenger RNA. RefSeq lists its product as uncharacterized. The coding region runs from base 90 to 926 and encodes 278 amino acids. The transcript has 7 exons. Gene Ontology annotation, cellular component: membrane. Gene Ontology annotation, molecular function: metalloendopeptidase activity. Gene Ontology annotation, biological process: CAAX-box protein processing. The record is from RefSeq and is a predicted model, not a curated record. Lineage: Eukaryota; Viridiplantae; Streptophyta; Magnoliopsida; Fabales; Fabaceae.